Molecule: messenger RNA, 1014 nt
Organism: Aspergillus pseudoviridinutans
Lineage: Eukaryota; Fungi; Ascomycota; Eurotiomycetes; Eurotiales; Aspergillaceae
Exons: 2
Coding region: 1-1014 (337 amino acids)
Source: RefSeq, a predicted model, not a curated record
AUGGGUCCUCGGAAGUGGUGGAAGAGAAGAGUUCAUAAAGGCCAUGAAUCACCAAGUUCAAGCAGCCACGAAAAUCCAAAUCCAAAUCCAGAUGCAGAUGCUAAUCCACCUUUGACCAAUCCCGAACCCAAUCCCGAACCUGCACCUCCCCCACAAUCUCUGAACGCUGCGCGGGACGCGCUGUGGAGGAAGGCGUACAAAACACUGCGAGCAGAGCAACCAGAUGCCAUCGCCAAUUACGUAGCAAUUGUCAAAGAUGAUGCUAAUCUACCGCAGGAUGCGAUUUUGUUCGACCACGCGACCUUUGCAGCGGUGCCGAGGACGCAAAAACAGAAGAUGGAGAAUAAACAAUGGACGUAUCCAUGGUUCGACAGGCCGCGCAAAAUCAGGGACACAAUAGAGGCCAUUCAAACUGUAAUUUCCGAAUCAUCUCCUAUCAUCUCCGCGGGUAUGAACUUUGCUCCUAUUUUCGUUUCGCUUCCGUGGUCCUUCAUUUCCCUUUUGAUUUCGUUUGCGAUGAGGGACUACACAGAGAUGCAGAAUGCCAUUGAUGGGCUAAAGGUGAUCACCUGCAUUCUGAGCAGCUACAGUUUGGCUGAGGAAGAAUUUCUGUCCGUCGAGACGACGAGAGUGGAUUUCGAGGCUACCGUAUUGGGAAUGUACACUAAGAUGCUUGAAUUCCAGGCCGCUGCCUCACAGUACUUUGCAGCAGGGACCCUCAGGAGACUUGGUAGGAAUGUGAGACCAGGGACGCCCUGGCAAGACGCACUUGCUGCCGUUGAACAAGCGGAAAAGCUAUGUCACAUGCUGAUCAACGCUCUGGCUGUUCGCCUUCAGCGGCGCGGAUUUGAAAGUCUGCAAACUCUGUUUAUGGAGAGGACUGCGUCCUUGAAUAAAGCGAUCGACGAGGCCUCCGCUAGGCGAAACAAGUCCCGGCAGGUUACUGAGUGGAUCUCCUUGAUUGACUCAUUCCAAGACCACGGGGAUGUGGGGAGGCGUCUAGGCGACGAAUGA